AUGAUGCGUCUUACCAUUCUUCUGGCGUUUGAUCUGUGCCUGCUCUCAAUGACAUUGGCUGGCACAAUUUCCUCAGAGGAUAGCGGAAGCUAUGCUGAGGUUCUCUUUGACUCCCUGGACGAAGAGGAGAUUGACAAGGCACAUAAAUUGGCUGAGGAGACUGCAUCGUAUGCGAGCAAGAGCCAUGCUGAGGAGUACUUGGACAACCUGGACGAAGAAGAGAUUGAUCAGGCACGUCAAGUGGGUGCGGAAGCACAUUCAGCAGGUGCAAAGAAGGCCAACAGCACCUCCAGUGCUAUGGGCAAGCGGGAGGCAAGAACAGCUUCAAUGACUGCUCAGUGUUGCAGAAACUCCAGAACUGGACUUUUGAUCUACCGCUACGAGAGUCGCCCCAUGACCCGUGGAGAAGCGCGCCGCAACUGCCGACGGAAUGGUGGAGACUUGGCCAGUCCGAGCAACAUGCAAGAAUUCAUUGUCCUAGAGAAUCUCAUCCGCCCAUUCACAGGCGUUCCUGGUGUCUGGUUGUUCUACAAUGAUUUCAAAACCGAGGGAAGGUUCGUAGAUGUCUCUGGGCGGCCCGCUGUGAUCAACAACUUUCUGGAGGGCGAGCCAAACAACGUGGGUCCGGACGGUGAAGACUGUGUGGAGAUGGAUGGUGGUACUGGCAUGCUCAACGACGUUCCCUGUUCACAAGAACGCCUGUCUGUCUGUCAGUUCAGGAUUCGAUAA
Sycon ciliatum is the source of this 729-nucleotide messenger RNA. RefSeq names its product mannose-binding protein C-like. The transcript has a single exon. The record is from RefSeq and is a predicted model, not a curated record. Bases 1 to 729 code for a protein of 242 amino acids. Lineage: Eukaryota; Metazoa; Porifera; Calcarea; Leucosolenida; Sycettidae.